This is a messenger RNA of Varroa destructor (honeybee mite), 6468 nucleotides long. Its product is annotated as EH domain-containing protein 1-like. Lineage: Eukaryota; Metazoa; Arthropoda; Arachnida; Mesostigmata; Varroidae. Gene Ontology annotation, molecular function: protein binding; calcium ion binding; GTP binding. The record is from RefSeq and is a predicted model, not a curated record. Gene Ontology annotation, biological process: endosomal transport; endocytosis. Gene Ontology annotation, cellular component: cytoplasm; plasma membrane.
CAACAGCCAAACGAGGCCGGCUGUCGGAUAAGAAAGUGGCCAAGAAAAAAACCGAUUAUGACGGAUAUGAGACAAAGCGUUGAUCAUUUUAUCGAUAAUGCCAAUAGAAGCAUUGACAAAGGAAUGACCGGGAUAAGUACGUGAACAUAUGGAGAAACGCUGAACGAGAUUAUGCUAAUCCUCAUCGUAUAAAUUUACGGGGUGACAUAACUGCGAUAACCGUCUAAAAGUACAUUGGUCAUCAGCCAAUAUCGAAUUGUGAAUGCAGGAACGAUAGAAAUGGCUCUGUAGAGUGAGAAGAAUAGAGGAGGCCAGCAUUCUUGGUUAACUUAACAGUAGUAGCCCGUUGGAACUUUCAAAACUUUGCAAGAAGUUCACUUUGAUAAUGCACUUAUCACUGUGAUGUGAGAAGUGUUUGGCUCAUCUAGAAGAAUCUGCGAUCGAAAACGAUUAGUCGAUCGUUGGGCUAACGUGGCGCACAAAUUACCCAUUCAUCUAUUAGAAAAGCUGCGCGUCGAACUGUUACGUAUACCUGGUGAGAUCCGGUGCUCUAAGCGAUUCAAGCGAAACUUUAGUCCGCAGCGGUAGCAACCGUCACAAUGUUUUCGUGGCUCAAACAAGACGAGUCUCGACGGAACAAUGUCGAAAGCCUAUCUUCCGUUGUCGAUGGACUAAAAAACAUCUAUAAGGACAAAAUUCUCCCUCUAGAGGACUACUACAGCUUUAACGACUUCCACUCGCCGAAACUCACCGAUGCAGACUUCGAGGCCAAGCCAAUGGUGUUGCUUGUAGGACAGUAUUCGACUGGCAAAACUACUUUUAUAAGGUACUUGCUGGAGCGCGAAUUUCCGGGCAUCCGAAUUGGGCCGGAACCAACAACAGAUCGGUUUAUCGCGGUCAUGUAUGGCGAACAAGAGGGUGUCAUCCCAGGACCUGCACUUGUCGUAGAUCAUCAGCGCCAGUUCAAGCCGCUUUCGAAAUUCGGCGGGGCAUUCCUCAAUAAGUUACAAUGCUCCCUAGUACCGUCGCCUGUCCUGCAGUCAAUUAGCAUCAUUGACACACCGGGUAUUCUCUCGGGUGAAAAGCAGCGAACGGAUCGUGGCUACGAGUUCGCUGCCGUUCUUGAGUGGUUUGCCGAACGCGUGGAUAGGAUAAUUUUGCUCUUUGAUGCGCACAAACUCGACAUCUCCGAUGAGUUUCGCCGGUCAAUUGAAGCGUUGAGAGGUCACGAUGACAAGAUUCGAAUUGUGCUCAACAAGGCUGAUAUGGUGAACCAUCAGCAAUUAAUGCGGGUGUAUGGCGCACUCAUGUGGUCUCUCGGAAAAGUGCUGGGUACUCCCGAAGUGGCUCGAGUAUACAUCGGAAGUUUCUGGGAUCAACCGCUCAGGUAUGACACGAAUCGUCGUCUGUUCGAAGCAGAGGAACAGGACCUCUUCUCUGACAUUCAGAGCCUGCCUCGAAAUGCUGCUCUCCGGAAGUUGAAUGAUUUAAUCAAGAGGGCCAGACUUGCAAAGGUCCAUGCGCAUAUCGUGACAGCUCUACGAAAUGACUUCAACAAACCACUCUUCGGUAAAGAGUCAAAGAAGAAGGAGCUCAUCAAGAACUUAGACCAAAUUUUUAUGCAGGUUCAAAAGGAACAGAAAAUAUCGCCCGGCGAUCUUCCCGAUUUGCGGGAGAUGCAGGAGAAGCUUGUCACGUUCGAUUUUACUAAAUUCAAGUCGUUUAAUAAGAAGUUGCUUGAUGACGUUGACGUAAUAUUAGGUUCUGAAAUUUCAAAGCUAAUGGGAAUGAUACCACAAGAACAGGCGGCGGCCGCGGAGGCCGGUUUAGUUGAAGGUGGACACUUCGAAUCAAAGAAAUCGAUCUUCGGCUACGGACGUGGCGAAGGAGCUGACUACGGCUCCCUUCAGACUUCGUGGGUAGUGGGAAAAGACCUCUCGAAGUACGCUUCUAUCUUUGAAAAUCUCGAUCCUGUUGACGGAAAAAUCAGCGGCGCUUCUGCAAAAACAGAGAUGAUGAAGUCAAUGCUGCCAAAUUCCGUUCUUGGAAAGAUCUGGAAACUUGCCGAUGUUAACAAGGACGGCAUGCUCGACCUAGAAGAGUUUGCCCUAGCAAUGCAUCUGAUUCAGGUCAAACUCGAUGGAUACGACUUGCCGCAGGGUUUACCCGAGCAUUUGCUGCCACCCUCUCAGAGAAGUUUUCCGUUAACUGUGUAGAUGACUGCUACUGCGGGUUUCUACCCGAUCAACAUUUAUCAAGCGCGUGCUAGUCCCUAUGCAAGUCGGCAGUACAACCCACUUGGGAGUGUUACCUCGAUUUUCAAUUUUCAUCAUUCGACCUAUCGACUAUUUCAGCAGAAAACAAUAAUGGAACAGGUGCUAUAUAGGCACGAACCGUAUCUUGAAACUUGUCACAAAGGCGUUUUCAUAUCAAAGAGGCUCGUCACGAAUAUAUUCUACGAAUGAAUAAGUUUAAUUAAACUUCCCACUGAUAUAAAUACCUGAUUUAUCAUGUUUUGCUAAGUUAUAUUAACGUUAUUCGCUUUUCCUUACUGAACAAUUGCUGAUUGAGGCGGGGCUAUUGAGAUGUACGAUAGAUGGGCGAUAUCGAAUUCCCAAUACGCUCACGCUCGAUUCCAGUGGACGAGUACAUCGGAGAAUGGUACAGUUUGUGGCGGUCGGCAUGCAAUUAGGGACAAUCUUACGCCAAUGUUGUUACGUUCUGAAUACGAAAGCUGACCUCUAUUUCUGGGUCUUAACACGAAAGCUGACCCUUAUUGCUGGGUAAGGGUAUCUACACUAUCUUGAAAGUCGCAAUCGUUCGUCCGCCCUUCGUCGCCGUAAUGAACUCCAACGUACGAGUUCACAAAAUCGUAUAGAGAAAUGUACGACGGAUUCGCAUUCGCAUCGAUCGACAUUUGACUUAAUGAGAACGUAUAGAACUUGGGAUCCUCGUUGGGAACGUUUUCAAGUUUCCUCAGGCCAGCUGUUAAUGGUGUCUGCCUCACCCGUGUAGGUUCUGUAUCCAGUAUCUGCUAUAUUUUCGUAACCUAUACUUUGAUGUCACUACUAGACGCUUUCCUUUACACCUAUAUGCCUCACCCGCAGGUUUUCGAAUGACUUCUACGCGUACUACGUAGACCAAAGCCGUCUAUUGGUGCCCCAUGCGUUUUUUUGGAAAUUUUUUUGACCAAAGUAGAUUUGAAUCUGAAGAAUCAUCAGAGCCGGGAAUUAUCAGUUUUAACUCCUUAAACAUUGCGGCGGCGGCGGCGGUGACCCAGUUGUGCGUGACCUUCGUUAGGUCCUGCACGUCGAUGGUUUGAUUCCGCCAACACGGAUGCGCAAAUAUCAAUAAAACGAAGAACAUUUCACACGUCCUUUUGACUGAAAGUCAAAAGGCUGUGGAUCGAAGACACAUCUAAGCUUUUGACAAAUUUCCCUUAGGCAUUAAUUUGUGUAGGGAUUUCAGCUAUAUAUUAUUUCAGUGUAUUUCAAUAAUUCAGCUGAUGCUUUCGGCAUUGCACCGUAUGGCUAGUUUGUAAAGUAAAAAAAAAAUUUAGCGAGCCUUUCGCUAGAUCUAGAUAAUGACAGACUUGAUUAGCGUAUGUGAGUUAUGACAUCCGCAUUAAUCGACAUUUGUCCCUUCUGUAGGGUGGCCUACAUGUUUUGUACCUAUCGAAAUACUCGAGAAGAACAUUACAACUGGUAGAUCUAUCCACGCGGUACCCAUGAACUCACUUCGUACAUUGUAACUAUAGCUGUCUGAUUAUGGUGGAACACAAGGUUCUUGAAAUUGCAUUUUCUAUAUUAUAAGGCUUAGAGGAUUUGAUUUAAAGAAAUCCAUAAAAAGUAACCUGCCCUGUGGAACACGAUUCAGUUAGAUAAAUUUUAAAGUCGUGCUAUAAAAUUAAAAAAAAUAGUUAACAAAUGUUGCAUCAGUUACAAAAGUUGGAAAAACCCUAAUGGCAAAAAUCUCAUCAUGAUUUAGAAGCACCGCUGUCGUCUCCCAGUCGAUCUAUAGUCGCAGCCCAAAAUCGCCAUUCCGUUUUGUCGGUUGACAAGCGCGCCUGAUGCUGAAGUGCGCGAAACAAGCUACAUAAGAAUAUAUAUAUAUAUAUAUACAUAAGAGAGAAUAACAGCUAUAUAUAAAUAGUUACUGGUAAAGGUGACGUUCGGGCGUGAGAACGAUUUGAUACCAGUCUAACUAAGCAGGGUCUUCGCGUUUAUGUCGCACCAUUUUCGUUGUAAGUUCCGUUGUAACAUGUCUGUGGGUCCGGCGCCAUUUUUUGUAUCGAUUCGUGGUUCAAGACUUCAUCGUUGUAAUAUGAAAUUCAGAUAGCACAAAAAUAGAUAAUUCCAUUUUAACAAGUACAGUUAUAGCCAUUAUAUUUCCUGCAUUCUGCCUCCUAUUUGAGAUUUUCCGAUUUCCAAUGUAUUUUGCACUAUGUGAUAUAUGCGCGGGCUAGGCAACGAAGAGCACGCGAGUGUUUUUUUUGGCUAUAUAUUGGUUCGAGUCACUGUUCCUCAAUUCAUUUAGCAUGUUCAGAACGUUCCAUUUUUAUAUAUUCCAUACUUUCAUAUAGGAUAUAUUUUUCGCGUAUACUUGUAGAAGCUGUUUCUUUUCCGAGUGGUCGGUGUGGCGCAUCUUGCUUGGCUCAAAAGGCCAUUACUAUUUCCAACAUCCGUCGAAGUCUUCCCAUUCACUUCAUAUCAAUGAGGCAGGUGACUGUUGUCGUGCAAGAUGACUGUGAAGUAUGUUACUUGAGAUUUAUUAGCUUCAUGUAUAUUUGUUCAACAAACACUAUCAACAUCAGCCCGUUCGGCUAUUGUUUAUCCAUAUAGCUCUCUUCUCUCGCCUUAACAUUGAAUAUUGAAUCUGUUUUUCGUGUCAGUACCGCUUGAUGUCGUUGCAUCUAUUUACUCCUCCGUAAAUACAGCAAUACACCUCCUAUAUUUUCAUUUAAAUUCGUCUAACUUGAACCCUGCCGGUUCGAGAAAUACCAAUGGACCGCUAAGAACUUGUUGCGCCGAUUGCAACAAUUAAACAGAACCCCUCAACUGUCUCCCGACAUGUGCAGAUUGGAGGAAUGUCUAAGAUAGCUUUUUCAAAACUGAGUUGUUAUUUACGACAGCUUUACCAAUGAUCGACAAUUGUUUUAUCCUUGUUUUUUUGAGGAUUUCCGGUCAUUGGGAUAGAUUUAAGUACCUCACAUCGCUAACACUUACAACAGGACAACCAGAACAAUGUGGGGUACAGUUUCAAGAUACUGGCAUUCGUGGAAAAAAAAUGCGUAUGUUUGCUUCUAUCGACAGCAUUCACUGAAGCCAAUAUUUUCGUAUACUAGCACCAUUCGAAGACAGUAAAGAUCGCCCACCCAAAAACCUGUCAACACAGACUGAUGGAAACUACUAAUCUUCACGUCCGACGAUUCAGUACAUCGAAACAGCCCAUUGGAAGAACGCAUAAAGAACCAUUUAAACCUAGCGUCGAAAGAAAAUUGACCGUAAUAAAGUCUGUUAGUAUCCCUCUGUUAGUAUAAGUAAAAAGAAAGCAAAGAUACUUAGCAAAGAGCUACUAUUUAAGUACUUAAACAAACUUUGAGCGCUAUGUAAUUACCCAAAUAUUUCCAUUCCAUCAGACGACUGGCUCCCAGUACGAAACGAAAUGUAUCCAAGGCUCGGAUUCGAAACAUACCGCCAUGCUUCUGAAUGAUCACAGGAAAAGAGCAAGAACGUAAAUAUGGUUUGAAACAUCCCUGUUACUUGUGUGUGUGGGGGGGGGGGGGAGCUACAACGAGUAUGGAGGAGGUAGAAAGGCUUCACAAAAAAUAUCAGACUUCAAGACAUACCUCAAAAUCAGUGUGAAUGAACCAAUUUUCAAUCACUCCACAAAAAUGUCGUAAUUGCAAAUAUCUUGUAAAAACAGAUGUUGGGAAGAUUUUUAAUGGGAGUAAACUGGAAGAUGCUCGAAGCGUUCCAGGUAAUUUAAAUAAAUAACGGAACGGCUCGUUAUGAACCUACCGCUAACCAUUGAACCAGCAGAGUUGCAGCUAUUCAAACUAAGAUAAAAUAAUUACGCAGCUGCACUGCCAGACAGGCGCCAAUAUGUAGCAUUGACAAGCACUAUUGAAACACAAUGAAAGACAUACGAAAUGUACAAAGCUUAAGUAUGGAAAUGGAGGGGUGCAUCCACAAUCGGGUUUUAAUGGGUCCACAAUGAGGUUUACGGAUGCUUUUCAAAGGAGUAUCAAACAUAGAAUUGAAUUUUAAAGCGACCCAAGUUUACCAUUUUUAUAAAAAAAAAAAAAAAAAAAAAAGUUCCCUUUCUGCUGAAACAUAGUCUAGAAUAAUAUCUGGACUCAAAGUCACAAACGGUCAUGAAGAUUUUUAUACAGACACCGCUACUAACCUUUAGAGACGUUGACAUGUCUUCAGAAUUCUGCAGUCGAUCAACAAAGCUAUAAAAAAA